This is a messenger RNA of Polyodon spathula (Mississippi paddlefish), 387 nucleotides long. Its product is annotated as keratin-associated protein 21-1-like. The transcript is spliced from 2 exons. Gene Ontology annotation, biological process: hair follicle development. The coding region runs from base 1 to 387 and encodes 128 amino acids. The record is from RefSeq and is a predicted model, not a curated record. Lineage: Eukaryota; Metazoa; Chordata; Actinopteri; Acipenseriformes; Polyodontidae.
AUGGACCUUUUGGGGCACCACCGGGUGCUGUUUGCCAUUGAGGGACACAGGGAGGGAUACAAGAAGGGGUACGGGGAGGGGUACAGGGAGGGAUACAAGGAGGGGCAUAGGGAGGGAUAUGGGGAGGGAUACAGGGAGGAUUACGGGGAAGGAUAUGGGGAGGGACACGGGGAGGGAUACGGGGAGGGAUAUGGGAAGGGACGCAGGGAGGGAUAUGGGGAGGGAUAUGAGGAGGGAUACAGGGAGGGAUAUGGGGAGGGACACAGGGAGGGACACAGGGAGGGAUAUGGGGAUGGAUACGGGGAGGAAUACGGGGAGGGAUACGGGGAGGAAUACGGGGAGGAAUAUGGGGAGGGAUACGGGGCGGGAUACAGGGAGGAAGUGUGA